Molecule: messenger RNA, 1638 nt
Organism: Aspergillus puulaauensis
Lineage: Eukaryota; Fungi; Ascomycota; Eurotiomycetes; Eurotiales; Aspergillaceae
Exons: 6
Coding region: 1-1638 (545 amino acids)
Biological process (GO): amino acid transmembrane transport
Cellular component (GO): membrane
Molecular function (GO): amino acid transmembrane transporter activity
Source: RefSeq, a predicted model, not a curated record
AUGGCAGACGAGAAGGACAUCACAACUGUGGCUUCCAAUAACCAGGGCUCCGAUGUGGAGCCCGGCCAGGUGGAUUCGCUCGGCCAUGAAGACUACGGCUGGAAUCGAGGCCUCUCGCCUCGCGCAGUCAUCAUGCUGUCCCUUGGUGGCGGUAUUGGACUUGGACUCUGGAUAGGGACUGGGAGUGCGUUAUCGAGUGCGGGACCCGCUGGUUGUGCGAUUGGAUAUGCCUUGGUCGCUCUCGCUAUCUAUAUUGAGUUCCUCUCAAUCGGAGAGAUGACCUGCUACAAGCCCAUAAACGGGGGCUAUAUCCGCCAGUGCAUGGAGUACGUCGACAAAGGAGCUGCCUUUGCCAUGGGCAUGAAUCUCUGGUUCUCAUGGACCAUUACAGUGUCAGCAGAGAUCAUUGCAUCUAUCAGCGUGCUGCAGUACUGGGAGGGACCUAGGAACUUUCCCACCGCUGCGUAUAUUACCAUCUUUGCCGUUGUUACUGCAAUACCCAACCUCUUUGCAGUUAGAAAGUACGGCAAUGUCGAGAUUGUGAUGAGUGGCUUGAAGGUAUUCUCUAUUCUAUCUUCUAUGUGCUUCCUGUUCAUCAUGGCAUCUGGUGGUUUGCCUUCGUCGAAUGGACCCCUGGUCUUUCACUACUGGAAGACCCCGGGAGCAUUCAACAACGGAAUGAAGGGGAUUUGUCAAGCGCUUCUACAGGCUGCCUUCAGUUGUCCAUCUGCUGGCUGGGUGGCCAUAACAGCCGGCGAGAUGAAGGACCCUCGAAGAACCGUGAAGCGAUCAGUCAACCCACUCUUCUGGCGCAUGUUUCUGUUCUACAUUAUCAACAUUUGGAUAGUUGGCAUGUGCAUUCCGUACAACCAUCCUGACCUCAAUGCAUCCGGGACACUGUCGAGCCCAUUUAUCCUUGCUAUCCGUGACGGUGGUUCGCCCACCUUUGCGCAUAUCAUCAACGGGCUCGUCUUCGUCACAGUGCUCUCCUGUGGAAUUACCUCGUAUUAUGUCGCUAGUCGCUGUCUAUCACAUAUGUCCGAGCUGCAUAUCAUCCAUCCGUACUUUGGAGCCAAAGACUCGGCUGGCCGUCCAUGGCUGGCUCUCGCUCUGAGCGGUCUCCUCGGUGGAGGACUCACAUAUCUGAAUUUGAACAGCACGUCGGCCCAGGUGUACACUUGGUUUUCCAACUUGGUUGGCAUCUCUUCCUUCUGUAACUGGUUUCUCAUAUACGUCUCCCAUAUCCGAUUCCGACAGGGUCUGAAAGCGCAGGGAAUCGACAAUAAGGCCCUUCCAUUUCGUGAUCGCUGGGCGCCAUACUCACAAUAUCUUGGGAUGGUUCUGAUCACACUGUUCCUGGCAGCACAGCUGUACUUUGCCAUCUUUCCAUUCACCGGCAAGCCGAGUGCUGAGAACUUCUUUGCUACCUAUAUCACUGUGCCGCUAUUUGUGCUAGAUUAUAUCUUGUACAAGUACUGGUUCAAGACAAAGCUCAUCGGUCCGACGGAAAUGGAUUUCAGUGCAGCGGAAUAUUUCGACAGGAUCGACGAGGCAGAGAAGGAACAGGAGAGACUCAAUCCAAGCCCCCAGAAAUCAAUUCUAGAUCGGAUUUGGGCAUUCAGAACUGCAAUAAUCUAG